This is a messenger RNA of Tribolium madens (black flour beetle), 2304 nucleotides long. RefSeq lists its product as uncharacterized. Bases 132 to 2249 code for a protein of 705 amino acids. Lineage: Eukaryota; Metazoa; Arthropoda; Insecta; Coleoptera; Tenebrionidae. The transcript is spliced from 7 exons. The record is from RefSeq and is a predicted model, not a curated record.
UAGUAGGUACUCAACGAUAAACGAUGGUCAAUUUGCAUUCGACAGUUUCGGGUGAUCGUUCAUGUAAUUACGUGCGGUUUACUUGCACCUCUUGUACUUUAUUUACCUAUGUGUAAAGUUCAGUUUUUGUUAUGACGUUACGGAUUAUUUGGUUUUUUAUUUUAAUUGAUGUGAUUAUCGGUGAGUUUCAAGAUGCCCGAAAAAACUGCGGAAAAAACGACAUCCACUUCGAAAAAGUCCUCGGCUUGAAACCCUCCGACCGCAACGUCCCUCUCCUCCUCUACAAACCCGACACAAACGCCACCACCCCCAUAACAACCCAAUGCCUCGAAAAAUGCCAAAGUAAUAAAGAAUGCCAAAGUUUCGUCAUUUACUUCAACAUAAGCAUCUGCUAUUGGUUCAGAAAUGCCAUAACCGGGACCGAAGAGCUCGAACUAGACUCCGAUACAGCGUGGUUCAUCAAAAUCUGCCUCAAAGCACCCAACUGUGAAAAACUGUGGAUUUUUGAACGGGUUCCCGGUGCCACUCUAGUCGGAAGCGAGACCAAAGCACUGCCAUCUCUCACUCGCCUCGAAUGCCAACAAAGCUGCCUUAACGAGAGACAAUUCGACUGCAAAUCCGCCAAAUUCAAAAUUAAUUCCAAUUACGGCCCCAGUGACGACAUCAAAGGAACGUGCAUUUUGAGCAAUAUUGAUAGGCAUGUCAUGCCAGCGGCGUACAGAGCAUCGACUUACGACGAUGAAUACUUCGAAAAUCAGUGCUCGAAGGCCGAGAAUGAAGACGAAGACGAGUUUUGCACGUAUGAGGAGUAUGAUAAUGCCACGUUGGGUCACAGCGAUCUAUUUUUUCAAAAUCAGACUAAAGAUAGUUGCAAGAGUUUGUGUGAGAAGACGCAGAUUUUUAAUUGUAGGGGUUAUAGUGUGGUAGAGCGCAAACGUUCCUUUGAUUGUUAUUUACACAGCGAGGAUAGUAAAGUGCACGGGCCGAGGCUUGUGCAGAAUAAUUUCCAGGGAAGGUAUUUUGAGAAAGCUCCGUGUCUCAACAUAUCAAUUACCUGUUCCGAAACCUACAUGACAGUCGAAUACACCCCUGACAUGAAUUUCUUGGGGCGCAUGUACAUGGAGGGCUACUCCGAAAACCUCGAAUGUUUCGCAAAAGGACACGGCACCGAAACCGUCGCCCUAAAAUUACCGAUAAUCUCCGAACAGUGUGGAAUUAUCAAAGCUAUAGCCCCCGAUAAUCGCACUUUACUUGCUGGGACUAUGAUUCUGCAAUUCAACCCAUUGGUGCAGACCCAAGGCGACCGGAUUAUCCGAGUUGGGUGUAUUUAUGGGAAUGAUAGUAAGGUGUUGUUGGGGACAGGAAUUACAAUUACCACGGCUCCUAGUCAUGUCAGUCCUUUAAUUAAUUCAACGGCGUUAGCGGCGUCUCCAGUCAUCGAAAUGCUAGUUCUGGACGCGGAGACCCAGAAGGAAGUCAGCAGUACUCAAAUAGGGCAAGAGUUGGAACUCAUCAUCGAGUUUAAGCAAGCCGAUGGUUCGCUGGAUAUUUGGGCAGGCCAUUUAGUCGCAAUGACUGAACAUAAUGACGAAUCAAUUAUAUUGUUAGACGAUCGAGGAUGUCCGACUAACAUCAAUAUUUUCCCAGCGUUGACAAAAAUCGCCACAAACGAUUCGAUUAAAUUAGUUGCGAAAUUUCAAGCUUUUAAAUUUUCCUCCUCUCCGAUAGUCAGGUUCAGCGUCAUUGUACAGUUCUGCCCCGAAAAUUGUCCACCGGUUGAUUGUGGCAAUAAUGUUCAAUCUUUCGGCCGAAAACAACGAGAAGUCCAGACGAGAGCUGUGCACACAAUUGAUGGUACAAAAGUCACAAAUGUGAACCGCUCAGAAUUUGAGAAAGACAGAACGGUUAUGAAAAUGCCCCUCGAGUUUAUUAUGAUCGUGCGGAACCCUGGAGUGAAUUCCGAACGAUUGGUUUUGGGCGAUGGGAAAAUUUUAGUCGCCGGUUAUGAUUUUAUUUCCAACGAGGUUUGCCUAGACUACUCCCUUUUCAUUGGCCUCAUAAUAACGUGGGUUUUGAUUCAAAUCAUUUUCAUAACGUGUUGUAUCAUCCUAGUUCGGCGAUACAAAAAAUAUUACGAGCAUGAAAGCCUAACCCAGUCACUAGAACAGUUAAACAAAAACUUCGGAAUCGGAUUUAGUAAUCUGGAUGGUCGACGAGUACAUUGGGCGGAUAAUGGAGACUACACGUGAUUUUUUAUGUUUUUAUUUUGUUACUAAAUUAUUUACAAUAAAAAAUUAAGUGAUA